AGUGGCGUCAUUGGAUGUUGAUGAACUUCUUGGAGAGCUAAGAACUUUUGAAAUCAACAACAAUUAUGACAAAGUGAAGAGUAAAGGCUUAGCUCUCAAAGCUGCUGUAGUCGAGGAAAGAGAAGAAAGCGAUGAUGAUGAAGGUCCGUUGGCAGGUGAUAGUGUGCUAAAGGAAGCACUAGCCUUAAUCGCGCGAAACUAUGGGAAGAUGAGUCAAAGGCUGUACAAGAACAAAUUUGCUAGAAAAAGGGGAACAGUUCAGCAAGAAUGUAGUGCAGGACAAGAAAAGUACUAUGCCACUCUCAAAAUCCGAUUCACAACGAGUCGAGAAAGAUCGAUGCUGGGA
Striga hermonthica is the source of this 346-nucleotide messenger RNA. NCBI's taxonomy places the organism in Eukaryota, Viridiplantae, Streptophyta, Magnoliopsida, Lamiales, Orobanchaceae. The record is from the annotation of a GenBank genome assembly.